CCCAGCAGGCAUGGCCAAGACACGUGGACAAGGUGCCUUUCGGCCCAGCGGCUGCGUCACCCUCCUCGUCCUGCAGCUGCUGUCUGGCGCCAUCCCUGGAAACGGGAAAGCCGAUUUCCAGCUCUCUGGGCCCGGUGAGCCUGUUCCGGCCCUGGUCGGGGAAGACGCGGUUCUCCCGUGCCUCCUGUCCCCCAGCAUCAGCGCCGAGGACAUGGAGCUGCGGUGGUACAGGGACCAGCCCUCCCCCGCCGUGUACGUGCACAGGAAAGGGGGGGACGUGCAGGAAGAUCAGAUGGCGCUGUAUCAGGGAAGGACCACGUUCGUGGAGGACCUUGUGGCCCAGGGCGAGGCUGCCGUGAGGAUACACAAUGUCACCGCUUUCGAUAAUGGGACAUUCCACUGCUGGUUCAAUGACAGCACUGGGUCUGCAGAGGCCACGCUGUGGCUGCGGGUGGCAGGCCUGGGCUCCGAGCCCGGAAUCCGAGUGCCAGUGGACCAGGACAAAGGUGCCUGGGCAGAGUGUACCUCGGCAGGCUGGUACCCGGAGCCCCAGGUGCAGUGGACAGACUUCCGGGGAAAGAACCUACCAGAUUCUGUGAACAACGUCUCGGCCUCGCGAACGACCGGCCUCUGGGCUGUGGUAUCCAACGUGACCAUCCCUGACUGGGCUGUGGGGGGCCUCGUCUGCUCCUUCUCCAGCCCCCUUCUUACAGAGAGUAGCGGCAGGCACCGCCUGCCUGACCCCUCCUCCAGAUGGUUCCAGUCUACAGCCUGGAAAAUAGUUCUGCCUCUGAUCCUCGUGACAGCAGGAGUUGCAGUAUCCACAUCCAUCUACUUCUGUUGGAAGCGUCAAAGGGUCAGCCCAUCCCUGGACCCCGACACUGCAAGCCCCAAACUCUUGCUGUCUGGGGAUGGGAAGAGUGUGAGGCGGCUGCGCUUCGACCAGGAGCUGCACGAUGACCCCGGCAGAUUCGACCUGGACCCCUGUGUGCUGGGCCGGGAGGGGUUCUCCUCGGGGAGGCAUUACUGGGAGGUGGAGGUAGGGCACAGGGUGGCCUGGACCCUGGGCGUGUGUCUGGAGAGCUUAGAUCGGAAGGGAAGGGUCCCCAAGUCGCCCCAGCACGGGCUCUGGGCCGUGGAAUUGUACAAGCAGGAGUUCUGGGCCCUCAGCUUCCCGAGGGUUCGCCUCCACCCUCUGGAGCCCCUGCAUCGGGUGGGCGUUCUCCUGGACUGUGACGCCGGCAGGAUCUCCUUCCACAGUGCACCUGACAGAUCCCUCAUCUACGCAUUCUCUGGACUCUCUGUCUCAGCCCCCCUGCGGCCGUUCUUCUGCCUCUGGACACACGACCCCAGACCCCUGACCAUCUGCUCAGGACACUGGCUCCCAGAGGCCUCGGAUCCUCCCCAGGGCCAGGGACAGGAGUGGGACGGGGACCCUCCUCUGACGAGAUCUCAUGGGGAGCAGCUGACAUGA
This is a messenger RNA of Diceros bicornis minor, 1474 nucleotides long. Its product is annotated as putative butyrophilin-like protein 10. Gene Ontology annotation, biological process: T cell receptor signaling pathway; regulation of cytokine production. The record is from RefSeq and is a predicted model, not a curated record. NCBI's taxonomy places the organism in Eukaryota, Metazoa, Chordata, Mammalia, Perissodactyla, Rhinocerotidae. Gene Ontology annotation, molecular function: signaling receptor binding. Gene Ontology annotation, cellular component: external side of plasma membrane.